AUGACGGAGCAGGCUCUCCUGACUACGCUGCUCCGACUCCUCUUCCUCGCCGCCGGGAUUGAGGCCAAGCCGGCGGGACUCAUGCUGUCGGACUCAAAGAAGCAACUCUACGUCAGCAUAGUGAACUUCCUUGCCAGCGAACUUUCCAAUACCGGCUACUCCGAGGACACAAUCGAAAGCCUUGAAGUCGCUAAACAGUGUUUGGAGAGCGCAUUCCAUCUUUCCGACGCACAGAAUGACAAGAUUGACAAUCUUCUCACAAUCUACGAGCGAGGUCUUAAGGCUUCCCUCUCAUCUCCUGCCCCAGCUCCAGCCGCCCAGACUGCAGCGGAAGUUAGUCCUGAAAAUAAGGCUGUAGCAGAAAGCCUCAAAACACAGGGUAACCACUGCAUGACGGAGGAGAAAUUCAACGAAGCAGUGACAUGCUACUCGAAGGCGAUUGAAUUGGAUCCACACAACGCCGUAUAUUUCUGUAAUCGGUGGGUUGUUUUUUUUUGA
Molecule: messenger RNA, 498 nt
Organism: Dibothriocephalus latus
Lineage: Eukaryota; Metazoa; Platyhelminthes; Cestoda; Diphyllobothriidea; Diphyllobothriidae
Source: the annotation of a GenBank genome assembly